Messenger RNA from Dermacentor albipictus, 572 nucleotides. RefSeq names its product transmembrane protein 107-like. Lineage: Eukaryota; Metazoa; Arthropoda; Arachnida; Ixodida; Ixodidae. Gene Ontology annotation, cellular component: MKS complex. The record is from RefSeq and is a predicted model, not a curated record. Gene Ontology annotation, biological process: protein localization to ciliary transition zone; non-motile cilium assembly.
GCUGACUGUCCUUAUUUCUCGCUCGUGAUCUUCCUGCCUAGUGUUUCCUUUACAAAUGCGUAGGGUAGCCAAUUAGGCGCGACUCUGGUUGACCCCUUGUCGUUCGCUUUCAUUUCUCUCUCUCAUUGCUAACGCCGCCCAUGCGUUGAACCGAGAUGCGGACUAACGCGCUUGUGCCAGGUCGUUUUCUGACGCUUUCUGCUCACGUUGUGCUUCUGGUGACGCUGCUCUGGGUCUACGACGAGAACGUUCGGGCCUGCCUGCCCCGCGACUUCAGCGAGGCGCAGCAUGCUGCCAAGAGCACCGAGAUAAUCGUGGGGCUCUCGCUGGGCCUGGUCUUGGCUGCGUUCGAGCUGGUCGGCUUCCUGACCGGCGUCUCCAUGUUCUUCGCGUCGCAGGCGCUCAUCUCGACGUCAGCUCACUGCGCGGCCACCGUCGCACUCGCCUACUUCGUCGUGGACCUGUGGAACUGCUCCGCCUACUGGUGGAUAUUCGUGUUCUGCAGCGUGCUGCCGGCGUUCGCCGAGCUCUGUGUGAUCAUAGGAGUCGUGUGGCUCAAGAAGGUUCCCUGA